AUGGAGCUCGUGGUGACGCUGCCGGCGGAGGUCUUCCGCUGCCGGAUCUGCUUUGUCACCAAGGCUGCAGGAAGGCCAACUUUUGGCGAGUACAAGGACCACUCGGCCCUUCUCCGCCACUACAGGAGGCUGCACGACCCGGAAACAGUCCCCGUUUUCGAAUGUCAAUUUUGCGGCCGACGCGACCCGCGGCUGAAGACGCUGCGUCUGCACCAGCGGCUCUGCAAUGCAGAAUCCGCAACCCCCGGCGCUGCCAGUCGGGGGAGACCCAGUCCGGUCCCCGAAGCUAGUAGGACAGACCGGCUGGACUUAGGUUUAACUUACGCGGCGGUCCUGACCCGCAGCAGCGUGGUGGGCUCACAGGCUGCCUUGCCCUCACCCUGUGUGAGUGUGCAGGCGUCUGCGACGCCCAGGACGGCGGUGGUUGCUAACCCCGCGUCGUGCGUACUUUGUGUGCGCACACCGAGGAGGUCUGGCAUCCCCCUGCCGAUACGCUCCGCGACGUCAACCGUGUCGCCACGAGUGCCGAGCGCAAGUUCGGGAGGUGAAGGCAGCACGCUGCCGACGCCUGCCGCCGAACGCGUCGCUCCGGCCAGAGGCGCAGUGUCCGGCAAAGGACGCGGCUCGCCGCUGCUCGCGCCGGCCACCGCGUCCAGUGGCGUACGCUGGCCACGUCGUGCGGCUGCCGCAGGCGCCUCCCGCCCGCCAUCUGUCGGGAGCGUGGGUACCGGCCUGGGACUGCCGCCCGCAUUCGCUACGCCGCCAACAGGUAGCUCUGCGAUGCGGGCGGACAGUGGCAGGCAGGCUGCCUCGCUCGCCGCGACCGGUGGUGUUGUCACUCACGGCGCAGCCGCGCCGCUUGUUGACGCACCAAAGGCCGCGCGCUCGGCGGAUGCACCGGACGGUGUGGUGCUUGUGCGGUCGCAGACGUACACGCGUCGCGGCUCCUCUGCCCUGCCGGCGAAUGCGUCGAGUGACGCCAUUCACUCCGUCUCCGCUCUGGCAGGGAGUGUUAUUAAUAAAAAAGUUUCUGUUACAGACAAUGGGUGGCACGUAGUCACCCCACGGAGGGACAGACGCCGUGCUGCAGGACGCAGACCACCGCCUCUGGACCGACGGCGCAUUAUACCGCCCAGUCCGCGUAGCAGCGGUCCGGCGCGAGUCGACGCGCCUGAGCGGCCGGCGCGAGCUACACCUCGUGUUUCUCGCGCCGGCGGCGGGCCCCGCGGUGCGCCCGACCCGAGCGCCAAGCCGGCGCAAGCUACACCGGCCCCCGCUGCUACCGCUGCGCCACCUGUCAACGGCGCGGCGACUGAAAGCAGCACUGCGCGACCCACGCCAGAUGGCAGCACGGCACCACCACCGACGCAGACGACGGAGCGGAGCGACGUGAACGGAGGGACUGCAGCUGCAUCUCCGAGACCUGGCAGCAAGAAGAGGAGAUGCCGACGCCGUAACAACCGUCCCAGUCCCAACCUUCCGCCGCAAAACUCCUGUCCUCCACCGAACUCGACCAACCCUCCUGUACCCUCCGUACAGGGCGCAACCGAGGCAGCUCCGCCCUCCCCUCCCCCAGCCGACGCUCGGCUAACGGAGAGGCAGCGGCGCUGGCUGGCGGCCCUGGAGAGCGUCCACGACCAGCCGUGGGACGCAUUCGUCUCGGUCGUCGAGGACUUCAUCUCCGAGAUCGCCGAGACGAAGCCACAACGCCAGGCAGCCGGAGAUCGACAGGAUGGGCCACCAGCAGCAGCGCACCGCGGCCAGGGCCGCGCCGACGCUGCUGCCAAUCCCCCUCCCCCUGCGCCUACACGCGGCCGCGAUGCACCAGCUGCUGUCCCGGACUUUGCCGCCACCACGCUCCCUGAUGUCAGCGAGGAGGUCCUGUCGCUGAUCACCGCCGCGGAGGUGCAACAGCGGCUCCAGAAGGCGAGCAAUACUGCUCCUGGGGCAGACGGAGUCACCUACUCGGACUUGCGACGUGAGGAUCCUGGCUGCCAUGUGCUAGCUAAGAUCUUCUCGCGCUGCUGGAAUGAGCGGAAGACUCCGGUGGAGUGGAAAGUAUCCACUACCGUCCUCAUCCGCAAGAAAGGGGACGUCUCGGACGUGACGAACUGGCGGCCUUUAGCAUUGAGCUCCACCAUCUCUAAGCUCUUUGCUGCAAUCGUUGCGGACCGCACAACCCUCUGGGCAGAGCGUUUGAACCUGCUCUCCCCAGAACAGAAAUUUUGA
Messenger RNA from Schistocerca americana (American grasshopper), 2229 nucleotides. RefSeq names its product nascent polypeptide-associated complex subunit alpha, muscle-specific form-like. The record is from RefSeq and is a predicted model, not a curated record. NCBI's taxonomy places the organism in Eukaryota, Metazoa, Arthropoda, Insecta, Orthoptera, Acrididae. Bases 1 to 2229 code for a protein of 742 amino acids. The transcript has 4 exons.